CUCUAUACAUAUUGUAUCAAAAAAUAAAUACAUUUUCCUGUAUUUUAUUUUUUUUGUGAGUAUUAAAGAAAACACAAGACAAGAAUGACAUACACAGCGAAUGACGAGGAGAACAAAGGAAGAUCAACGGACAAUAACAAUCACCGUCAAAUGGAUUACAACGAUUGGUUACCAGUCACAGCGUCUAGAGAAGCCAAAUGGUAUUACUCCGCCUUCCACAAUGUCACGGCCAUGGUUGGCGCCGGAGUUCUUGGUCUCCCUUUCGCCAUGUCACAACUUGGCUGGGGACCUGGACUUGUUGCUAUAAUAAUGUCAUGGGCUAUAACGUUCUACUCGUUAUGGCAAAUGGUACAGUUGCACGAAGCCGUUCCAGGGAAACGGUUGGACCGUUACCCCGAGCUAGGGCAAGAAGCUUUUGGACCAAAACUAGGUUACUGGAUCGUCAUGCCGCAACAGCUUCUUGUCCAAAUCGCUUCCGACAUAGUCUACAACGUGACAGGAGGAAAAUCUCUCAAGAAAUUUGUCGAGCUUCUAUUUCCGAAUCUCGAACAUAUCCGUCAGACUUAUUACAUCCUUGGAUUCGCCGCGCUUCAGCUUGUCCUCUCUCAAUCUCCUGAUUUCAACUCCAUCAAGAUCGUCUCUCUCCUCGCCGCCCUCAUGUCUUUCCUUUACUCAAUGAUAGCUUCGGUGGCGUCAAUAGCAAAAGGAACGGAACACCGUCCUUCAACUUACGGAGUCAGGGGAGACACGGUGGCCUCAAUGGUCUUUGAUGCAUUUAACGGCAUUGGAACCAUAGCGUUUGCGUUUGCAGGACACAGUGUGGUUCUUGAGAUCCAAGCAACUAUUCCUUCAACACCUGAAGUGCCUUCCAAGAAACCAAUGUGGAAAGGAGUUGUUGUAGCUUACAUAAUCGUCAUCAUUUGUUACCUUUUUGUGGCUAUCUCCGGCUAUUGGGCGUUUGGGGCUCAUGUUGAGGAUGAUGUUCUCAUUUCCUUAGAGAGACCAGCUUGGCUUAUAGCGGCUGCUAACUUCAUGGUUUUUAUCCAUGUCAUAGGAAGUUAUCAGGUUUUUGCGAUGAUUGUGUUUGACACGAUCGAGUCUUAUCUUGUGAAAACACUGAAAUUCACUCCUUCAACAACACUGCGUCUAGUCGCACGUAGUACAUAUGUUGGUUAGUUCUCAUUUAACUUCUUUUUUACUCAUUUUUUUCAUGGAGAAAUGGAAAACUAAGAUAAUUCUUGGUUUGUGCAGCAUUGAUUUGUCUUGUAGCAGUUUGUAUCCCCUUUUUCGGAGGUCUUUUAGGGUUCUUCGGCGGUCUUGUCUUCUCAUCAACCUCGUACUUCUUGCCUUGCAUUAUAUGGUUGAUAAUGAAGCGACCAAAAAGAUUUAGCGCCCAUUGGUGGUGUUCUUGGGUAGCAAUAGUCACUGGUAUCUCGAUAGCGAUUCUUGCGCCCAUUGGAGGAAUGAGACACAUUAUUCUUUCAGCAAGAACCUACAAGCUCUUCUCAUAGGCUUCAAAUAAAAAGCCUUGCAACCAAACAUCACAACAAACUUAUAAAAGUUUUUUACCUUUUUUAACUUAAGUUAGCCUUCUAGUUGGGGAAUAUAUAAAGUUAGUUAUUUGAUUAUUUGGAUUCUCCUUUCUUUUUAUAACCCUUUCAUCAAGAACUGCCUUCGGAAUUGUUGUUAAGGCUUUACGCGCUUGGCUUGAGGCUGUGACGGAUGAUGUUCUCUCAAAAACUUCAUGACAAAAAAAAAGGAAUACCAUACAAUAUGUGGUCAACCUCAGGCUCUGAACUUUCAGGUUUUUUGGUUUUUAGCUUUUUUUUUCUUUCCUCUUUUUCUUAAGUCUUUAGAUUUUCUACUGCAGGUUAAAAAAAAAAAAAAGCCUAAACGGCUGUAUCAGAACUUUUUGUUUUGGAUUGUAAUAAAACAUCUGAAUAAAGAGAUUGGCUUUACCGUUUUACC
Molecule: messenger RNA, 1968 nt
Organism: Arabidopsis thaliana (thale cress)
Lineage: Eukaryota; Viridiplantae; Streptophyta; Magnoliopsida; Brassicales; Brassicaceae
Product: Transmembrane amino acid transporter family protein
Exons: 7
Coding region: 85-1176 (363 amino acids)
Cellular component (GO): plasma membrane
Source: RefSeq, marked reviewed